Messenger RNA from Nematostella vectensis (starlet sea anemone), 2385 nucleotides. Its product is annotated as major facilitator superfamily domain-containing protein 4A. The coding region runs from base 403 to 2238 and encodes 611 amino acids. The transcript is spliced from 11 exons. The record is from RefSeq and is a predicted model, not a curated record. NCBI's taxonomy places the organism in Eukaryota, Metazoa, Cnidaria, Anthozoa, Actiniaria, Edwardsiidae.
UAAGACUUUUAUGGAAAGUGUUUGGAUUUAAAUCUUUAAUAACCCGAGACAAAAUCGGGCGCUCCAUUCGCCGAAGUUGCCACCGAAAUAAUCAACAUUAACAGGACAUAAUAAGAGAAAAUGAUAAGGGAACUGAUUUGGGAGAAUAUUCAAAUGAGCAGAAGUUAGACAGAAUAGUAGUUUUAACCAGUAAGAAAAGGACCUAUAAAAUAACGACUAGGAUGUACGUUAAGAGUAAAGACCUGUGACGUCACAAGCCGCAUUUGCCGGGAAACUCACGGGGAAAAUAAUGGCGGCGACGAAGAUUUCUGAGCUCAAAUACCUCACACCAUGAGCGAUGAUAGGUCGUCAGCAACUUCCUCGUCUAAGUUAACAUACUCUUAAACACCUCAAACGUUCAAGAUGCUGGACCAGUUUUUCAAGGGUGAAGUCCCUAGCAUUUUUGAGACCACGAUCAAGCGGGAAAAAGGGAACGCUAAGGCUUAUGCUUCCAGUACACAGACAAACUCGCGUGAUUUCAGAAAUGAGGAAGAGUUUUUGCGGAGCCCCAGAGCUACACUGUGUUACUGCGGAGCUUUUCUGACGUUUGGAAUGGCUGCCGCAGUGAUCGGUCCGACUCUACUCGAGCUUGGAUGCGUAACUUCAAGGCCCGUUAAUUCAAUGGGCUGGAUUUUCUUUUCGCAAGCACUCAGUGCACUUUUUGGAUCGAGUAUAAGUGGUAUUAUGGCAGACAGAUACGACUGUAACAUCAUCUUGGUUGUGUGCGUGGCAUGUGUUGCCAUCAGCCUGACGGUGAUACCGCUGUGCAGUCAGUUCCAGCUCAUGCUUUCCGUCUUCGCAUUUCUCGGGGUGAAUAUGGGAAUUAUCGAUACGGUGGCUAACAGUGUACUCAUCAAGAUCCAUGGACGUAAGGUAGCACCGCGAUUACAGGCUCUUCAUUUCUUCUAUGGUCUGGGCGCACUAAUGAGCCCCGUGAUAUCCGAGCCCUUUCUGCGCGAUUCCUGUAAAGGCGUUCACUUCAAGAAAAAUAUUUUUGGCUGGACUCUGGAGAACUCGACUCUGGUUGAGGAUCUACUCGAGGAGCUUAUUGUCCACGGAGGCAACUUCUCGCAGCUUAACAUAACUGGUCAGCAGUUCACGACUUCCAUCAAAGCGCAUGCGCCGUCCUUUGUACAGUACGCUUUUUGGUCGGUGGCGAGUCUUCAGAUCCCAGUGCAGGCAGCAUUAUUCUACCUGAUCUUCAAGCAAAGACAAGUUCGUCGCAAUUCCCCCGUGAUGUUCAUUGGACGAGUGGUGAACAUCGCGCUAACAGGUCGACAGACUGCUGACACUGAGGGCAAAGAGCUUUCACAGAUCUUUAGACCAGUGGAGACGACGCCCCUUAAGUCGUCAUUUGGCGAUUUGUCCGCCAAGGUCCCUCUGAUGACAUUCCUGUCUGCUCUUCUGCUCUUUUUCUUUGAUGGACUUCAGGGAGCUUACGGGGGCUAUCUGUACACUUAUGCCGUAAAAAGCGAAGUCCAUUUUACCCCAAGUCAUGGUGCAUAUCUAACUUCUCUUUUCUGGUGCUUGUUUGCUGUCGGACGUUUUAUUUCUAUAUUUGUGUCGAUGUUCGUUAAGCCAGAUAAGAUGCUGCUUGCUAAUCUGACCGGCUGCUUCGUCUCUAUGUCCAUCAUGUUCUAUUGCCAUCCCUACCCGAUGUCCCUGUGGAUUGGGAGCAGCGCAUUUGGACUGUUCAUGAGCAGCGUGUUCCCCUCAACACUUACACUAGCAGAACACUGCAUCGACGUAACGGGUUCCAUUACAAGUAUUCUGAUCGUGAGUUCGGCUAGUGGUGAGAUGCUGAUCCCCCUGCUGGUGGGGAAGGAAUUCACAAGGGAAGGCCCUCUCUCCUUCCUUGUCAUAGGCUUCAUCGUGUGCGUCUUUGCUCUUAUUAACUACCUCGUGCUCAGGUCCGCAGCGAAGUCACGGAUUACACUCACAGUUUCAGAGGUUUUCCACCAUGUAGUCGGGCGCGCGUGUCAGUGCAACAGCAAUUACAAGGAUUACUUCACCACCGAAAACUGCGAAUACACACAGAUGGUACCCUGCGACGCAGGCGCGGAUGAAACCACCGCUGACUGCACUGUCACCAAGGCUCAAUUCAUGGAAACAAUAGACGAGGAUACUGAAGACAGUGCGCACGACACGACGGAAACCGCUGAGAUCAUAUCGCUGGAGGCGGAUGAUAUCAAGAGAUGAUUAGGCCCGAUUAUCAGAUAAAAACUCAACAUUUAUUAGACAUUUAUUAGAAGUCUUUACCUGCUUUAAGUGUUGUUUUGUAAAUAUAAGUUAUUUCAGAAUGAGGGGCUAUGGAAAUGGUUAUAUAAAUAAAUCACGUGGUAACAA